Molecule: messenger RNA, 1591 nt
Organism: Adelges cooleyi (spruce gall adelgid)
Lineage: Eukaryota; Metazoa; Arthropoda; Insecta; Hemiptera; Adelgidae
Product: phospholipase A1 1-like
Exons: 7
Coding region: 193-1341 (382 amino acids)
Molecular function (GO): lipase activity
Source: RefSeq, a predicted model, not a curated record
AUCUCGUGUGGUGGCGACAUGGCAUUGGUCGUCAGUAAAAAAGUGGUACAUAAAACCGAUAAGGUACCACAAGAUGGGCUAUUCCGAGGUAUAUAUUUGAUCGACUCAGCAGUCAUACGUUCAGUAUAUCUACAAAUUACAAACGGUGACGACUCGUUGCCCGUAUAUUCGUCAUAACGUAAUUUCGCAAUCAUGUACAGAUUAGUUUUGACGUUUUUUGCUUUAACCAUUGUUCGGUCCUCACUCAUGACGGAGAACGAGAAUUGGUGGUCCGGCUACAAGCUCUGUCAUUCCCUGUGUCCUGAGUUAUGUCAGUCCCUACCACUAAAUGAAACCGGUAAAGUUUCGCAGGAUGAGUCUGUUUGCAAUAUGAUAUGCCCGGAAAUGUGCCGAAAAGCGGGUGAUUACGUAUUUGGUGGCACCAAUGGCACCAAUGGCACAUGUUAUCAUUUUGAAGAGUUUGGAUGUGUACCCUAUUGGACAAACCUACCUCCAAGCUCCAGAAGUAAUUACGGAAUGGGUUUCGGAGUUGGUUACGGAUUUUUUCGAAAAAAUAUAGAGGCGGAUAAUACAUUUGGUAAUUUAAAGUCAUUCGAAGUUUUGCAAUCAGAUUUAGAUCCGAAAGUACCUACAAUAAUCGUUAUCCAAGGUUAUUGGAAUGUGGAUCAGGAGUUAAAUGCUGGUCAAAUGAUAAAGACAAUGAUAGACAGAUUAUUAGAGAAGGGUGAUUAUAAUAUCUUUUAUGUAACAAGGAGCAGCCCAUUUUCCCCCCAGUUGUACGAGAACUCAGUGGCUGAUACAAUUCUUGUUGGUCUGGAAAUCGCUAACAUGAUUAAAUAUUUAAAAAACAAGAUGGGCCUAAAACCAGAAGAUGUUCAUUUAAUAGGACAUAGUCUAGGAGCGCAUGCCGCAGGUUAUGCUGGAAAAUAUACACCAGGUUUGGGUCGCAUCACAGGACUUGACCCAGCCAAACUACUAUUUCAAGAUAGACCUAUUGAACAUAGACUUCAUCAUACUGAUGCACAUUUUGUAGACGUCAUCCAUACUCAUACUGAGACGUAUGGUAUUGAACAACCUUGCGGACAUCUCGACUUUUAUCCAAACGGCGGUAGUCUGCAACCAAAUUGUAGUGAUUCGAUUUGUAGUCAUAAUAGAGCCUAUGAACUAUUUAGUGAAUCUAUCAACUCGCAAUGUGUGUUGAAGGGAUGCGGAAAGGUCAAAGAUAAUACUGUUUGUGCUGUGAUGGGUUGGAAUGCGAAAAAACCUUCAGCCAUCAGCAACUAUGAUACACGAUACUAUUUAAAUAUAACCGGAACAUCUCCGUAUUGCAUAUCGGAAUAACAGUGACAUUGAAUGAAUUAAUCACCGAAACAGAGCACUAGAACAUUGAUGCCCCUCGAAAGUAGUGUAAUUAAAAUGUAAUUUUUACAUUAUAUUAAAAAAUAAUAAAGUUCCGAUUAGAAUAAUGCAAACAAGUCAUUUCUUUUUAACAUAUCUUUAUUUACUGUUUCGACUACAAUGACCAUUAUAGAUAAAUUACUAAAACCGUCCAAAAGUUGUAUGUUUAUAUCUUUUUACAUAUUUAAAAUCA